Molecule: messenger RNA, 2247 nt
Organism: Temnothorax curvispinosus
Lineage: Eukaryota; Metazoa; Arthropoda; Insecta; Hymenoptera; Formicidae
Exons: 3
Coding region: 1015-2001 (328 amino acids)
Source: RefSeq, a predicted model, not a curated record
UCACUCUAAAAUCAUGAUUUUUCAAAAUAAAAAAUCGGUAGAUGUUGUUAAAAUAAGCGCAGCUUUAUUCUGCUUAACGCAGUGUAACUGCCCGUACAAUUUAUUUAUUAUGUAUAACAUAAGUUUCUUAUUCUAUAAAAUGAAAUCAUUCGCAUACGAAUAAAAUAAAUUAAAAUCAAUAGCUAAGGAAAGAAAUCACAAGCGUAGUCAUACGCAACGCGCCGCGAAGAGAAAUAACCAUGGGAUAAGCAUCGAAUAAGGAAAAAUAGCAUUCGAUCGCUUACUGUACAGCGUACAGUCUUACUCUUCGUGACGAGUCGGGUAAACUCGGAAUAUGUUGGCUACGUUCGGUUUGAGCGCUCACGCGCUGUAAGUAUCAUUCUAUCUUCGUUGCACAUCGAAUAUCAAACGAAGAUAGAGCGAUGCUUAUAGCACGUGAGCGCCCAAACCGAACGCAGCCAACGUGUCAGGGUCUAGUAUCGUGCAAUAUAAACAAAUCAGCCAGUGCAACGCGAAGUGCAACGUGAAUUAAUUAAUUUUUCCAUUUACAAGUGCAACAAAUUAAUCAAUUUUUCGUGAAUUCUUUAGUGUUCUGCUGUACAGCAACUCGUCAUUGAAUUGUUUUACGGAGGUAAGUUUCAUAAUACGGAGGUACGUUCAAUAAUUAAUUGAUUUCAAUUCGUCGGUACUUUUUUAGCACGUUUUUUAGGUUAGAUACACAUUUAGGUUAUGUCAGACACAUUUUUCCCGUAUGGGAAAAAUGUGUACACUUGUGUUUGUAAAGAUUAAAUUAUAUUUUAUAAUCGUUUAUGAUGACAUCCAUUCUUUAAAAAGGUAUGUAAAAUUGUUCUAUUUUGAAUGUUCAUUCCAUUAACUUAUUGGAGAAAUUGAUACCCGAAAGCUGUACCUUUUGUUAUCAUCUUCAGCAUAGAAAUUUUGGUGAAUCAAAUUAUAGUGGAUAUUAGCUCUAGGCUUAUAUUCGCUUUCGUGUAUUGCGUUUCAGAUUUCAUUAAAAUGUCUACAAACAACGAGGAGGAACUCCGGACAAAAUUCUGGGAUAAGCUUGAGGCUGAAGUAGGCGCUUUUAUACCUCUUCAUAUCAGAAAUAUUUGCAAAUACAAUGGCUUGGACAAUCCACUUUCUAUUCGUUUCAUCGACGAAAGCACAAUUGGCGACAUUGAAGAAUUUGUCAGAAAUACCAUGACGAAGUUACUCGAAAAUGUCGAGGAUAAGGAAAAUUAUUUUGGAGUACAGCAUAAACAAGCAGAAAAUUUCAAAUUCAAUCACGGUGAUAAGUUUCUCCUCAUUAGCCUUGCCAAACACGUCAGAUCAAAACCCCUCGAUUACUACGGUGCCAAAUGUCAGUCGAAAGAAAAAUCUACCGAAGAGAAAAAGCGAUUAGAAUUUUGUGCCAGUGAAGAAAUACGAAAGUUGAAAAAGCAGAUGAGUUCGACCUCGAAUAAAAAACCGAAACGUGACCAAGAUGAGCUCGGAGGUGAGACACUUUCUGAAAAAACUUUCAGAAGAAUGAUGGGUAUGGAAGUUUCGAUAGAAGUGAGGAAGAAAACAAAUCGAAAAAAGGAUAGAAAGGGUGAAAUAUCUGAGGAUGUUUUAGAAGCCACUAUUGAAUGCCCUGUUUGCUCUACAGCUCUAUUUUGUACUAAGAAAUUUGACAUGAUUUCAAGAUGGUCUCUUUCGAAUUAUCACAGACAUAUCAAAGCUCAUGCUGAAAAAGAAGAUGAUGAAAGCUCUUUGCAAAAAAGUAAAACUGUUUCCAACCCUAAAACUCCAAAUUUAGUUGAACAAUCAACUGCUGAAGACUCUCGAAAAAAUUUGCCUGAGUUGGAAAUCAGUCAUGACCAACGCUCUAGUGCUCCUGCAGGUCACAUUACCAAUAUUACCAAGGAUUUGUCCACCGAAGUCAGUGAAAAUAUGGUCCCUACAACCAGUAUUGGCCAAGCUGUAUACGCUAUUCUUAAAAACAAUUCGGGGGAAUAUUAGGCCAGAGUACUUCCGGGACAAAGUACUCUGGUGAUGAGAUCGCUUCAAAUGUCCAAUCUGCUACACCAAGAAACGUUUUCGGUGGCUGUGACUCUCUCAAUAAGAUAUUAACGUCUCCAGCUGUAAGGUACAACAAUUCGACUUUAUUACCUAUGAUUAUUAGAAGCGCGUUAAAUAAUCAUGGAAAACAGAAGCAGGGAAACAGAUAUGAAGUUUCAUUGAAACUGUACUUCACUUACAUUUUCA